Messenger RNA from Melitaea cinxia (Glanville fritillary), 2631 nucleotides. It is a transcript of the gene Ir93a, whose product is annotated as ionotropic receptor 93a. Lineage: Eukaryota; Metazoa; Arthropoda; Insecta; Lepidoptera; Nymphalidae. Gene Ontology annotation, cellular component: membrane. Gene Ontology annotation, biological process: monoatomic ion transport. The record is from RefSeq and is a predicted model, not a curated record. The transcript has 19 exons. Bases 1 to 2616 code for a protein of 871 amino acids. Gene Ontology annotation, molecular function: ligand-gated monoatomic ion channel activity; signaling receptor activity.
AUGAAACUAUGUAUCGUGAUUUUGGUGUGCUUAUUUGGAGAUUGUUCGGCGGAGGAUUAUCCGUCACUGAUGACCGCAAAUGCUUCAAUAGCUGUGGUGAUAGAUCGACAAUUUCUGGGCGAAGAGUACCAGUCAACUCUGGAUGAGUUGAAAGACUAUAUCAAGGAAUUAUUGCGAGUUGAGCUUAAGCAUGGUGGACUAAACGUUCAUUAUUUUUCUUGGACGGCUAUUAGUCUUAAAAAAGGAUAUUUGGCUGUUUUUAGCAUAGCAUCUUGUGAAGAAACCUGGUCACUGUUUACUAGAGCUGAAGAAGAGGAACUGCUGUUAUUAGCAUUAACAGAAGUUGAUUGUCCACGUCUGCCAAUAAAUUCUGCUAUAACGGUUACCUUUACGGAACCAGGCGAUGAGCUAGCUCAAAUAUUACUGGAUUUGAGGACUCAGAGGGCGUUUAAUUGGAAAUCAGUAGUCUUACUGCAUGACAAUACUCUUGCAAGAGACGCGAUAUCUCGUGUUGUUCAAGCACUGACAUCUCCUAUAGAAAUUGACGACGUCCCUUCUGUUUCCGUAACGGUGUUUCAGAUGAGGUACGAAGUAAACGAAUAUUUGAGGAGAAAAGAGGUCUACAAGGUGUUGUCGAAACUUCCUGUAAAAUUCAUAGGAGAAAAUUUCGUACCAAUAGUAACGACAGACAUGAUGAACACAAUGGUGGAGAUAGCUCGCGAGCUAGGACUGACACACACAGAGGCUCAGUGGCUUUACAUCAUAUCGAACUCGAUAACAAACGGAAAUGUCUCGAACUUGAUCAACGAUUUGUAUGAAGGGGAGAACAUUGCCUAUUUCUUUAAUAUCACUAACGAUGAAAAUGAGUGCAAGAAUGGCCUGUUAUGUUAUGCUCAAGAAAUGUCGAGAGCCUUCAUAUCAGCUCUAGAUACAGCAAUACAGGAAGAGUUCGAUGUAGCGGCUCAAGUGUCUGAUGAGGAGUGGGAAGCGAUAAGACCGACUAAAGUUCAAAGGAAAGACACAUUGCUUGGAUAUAUGCAGCAAUAUCUAUCAACAAAGAGCAGUUGCGGAAAAUGUAAUUCUUGGAGAACGCUCGCUGCUGAUACUUGGGGAGCGACUUAUAGAGACCGGACAGUUGAUGAACAAAGUGCUAAAGAUAAUGUUACUACGGCUGUUAUUGAGGAUGUUAAGUUAAUUAAUGUUGGUGUAUGGCGUCCGAUUGAUGGAAUUACAUUCGAAGAUGUUUUAUUUCCUCAUGUCGUGCACGGAUUUCGCGGAAAAAUACUUCCCAUCAUUACUUAUCAUAACCCACCGUGGACGAUAUUGCAAACCAACGCAUCUGGUUCAAUUGUUAGCUACAGCGGUUUAUUAUUUGACAUCGUCAAUCAACUGGCGAAAAGCAAAAAUUUUACAAUUCGAAUAAUAUUGGCUGGAAAUUUAAAGCAGAAUAUAACCAAUGAUACAAACGACGCCGCAGUAGAUAUGAUGUAUACUGUUAGUUCGAACGAGAUUCAAAAUGCGAUCGCUAAAGGACAAGCGGCGCUCGCUGCUGCCGCGUUUACGAUCCUCACUGAUCCCAAACCAGGCAUAAAUUAUACAAUACCAGUGAGCACUCAGCCUUACUCGUUCAUAAUCGCGCGUCCGCAGGAACUUAGCAGAGCACUUUUAUUCCUAUUACCUUUUACUACUGAUACAUGGCUUUGUCUGGGAUUUGCAGUAGUAUUAAUGGGACCUACAUUAUACAUCGUUCAUCGCUUAAGCCCCUAUUAUGAUGCUAUGGAGAUUUCUAGAGAAGGCGGUCUGUCAACUAUACAUAAUUGUCUUUGGUACAUUUAUGGAGCUUUGUUACAGCAAGGUGGUAUGUAUCUACCACGAGCGGACAGCGGUCGAUUAGUGGUAGGUACGUGGUGGAUCGUAGUGUUGGUAGUGGUCACCACGUAUUCCGGUAACUUGGUCGCCUUCCUAACGUUUCCGAAACUGGAAAUUCCAGUAACAACCAUAUCGGAAUUAUUGGAAAGCAAGACGUACACGUGGUCGAUCACAAAGGGUUCGUAUUUGGAAAUGGAGUUAAAGAAUUCCGAUGAGCCAAAGUAUAUAGCCUUACUAAAGAGAGCGGAGGUGACCGAAGCGGCGAAAGGCUUGGAGGGCGGACCACUUGCCGGUUCCGAUAUUUUGAAUCGUGUCCGCAAACACCGACACGCACUCAUAGACUGGAAACUGCGCCUCAGCUACCUCAUGAGAGCCGAAACACUCAAGAGCGACACUUGCGAUUUUACACUCGGUGCGGAAGAUUUCAUGGAUGAACAAGUGGCUAUGAUUGUACCGGCUCGGAGUCCUUAUCUACCAAUUAUAAAUAAGGAAAUCAACAGAAUGCAAAAGGCUGGUCUCAUUACAAAGUGGUUGAGCGCUUAUCUGCCGAAACGCGACCGCUGUUGGAAGACCUCCACCGUCGAGGAAGUCAACAAUCACACGGUCAACCUCAGCGAUAUGCAGGGUUCAUUCUUUGUACUGUUUCUAGGAAUCAUGUCCGCGUCGACGGUUCUCUUGAUGGAGUGGAUUUAUAUGAGAAGAAAUAAGCGGAUGGAACAAGUUAUUAUUAAACCGUAUCUUGAAUAAAAUGUUGAAAAUUUA